AGAGCGGGCCGGGGGCUGGCGGCGGCGGCAGCGGGGCCAUGGCCGCCGACGUGUUCAUGCGGCCGGCGCAGCUCCUGGGCGCGGCGGGGCCGCUGUCCCCCCGCACGGAGCCCGACGAGGACUCGUCGGACACCGACGACGGCGGCGCUUCGCCCGGAGGAGGGCGGCGGUGCGGGCCGCGGCGGGGGCAGCCGCCGGGCCCCCAGAUCAUCCAUUCGGGCCACUUCAUGGUGUCGUCGCCUCACAGCGAGCACCCUCCCAAGAAGGGCUACGACUUCGACACGGUCAACGAGCAGACCUGCCAGACCUACCAGUUCGGGGCGGCCCGGGGGGGCGGCGGCGCCGGGGGGCGGCUGAGCAUCGACGCGUCCCUCACGAAGCUCUUCGAAUGCAUGUCCCUGGCCUACAGUGGGAAGCUAGUGUCUCCAAAAUGGAAAAACUUUAAAGGCUUGAAACUUCAGUGGAGAGAUAAAAUCCGUCUCAAUAACGCCAUCUGGAGGGCAUGGUACAUGCAGUACCUUGAGAAGCGCAAGAAUCCAGUGUGCCAUUUUGUGACUCCCCUGGAUGGCUCUGUUGAUGUAGAUGAACAUCGUCGGCCAGAGGCCAUUGCAACAGAAGGAAAGUACUGGAAACGAAGGAUUGAAAUCGUCAUCAGGGAAUACCACAAGUGGAGAACAUACUUCAAGAAAAGGUUACAGAAACAUAAAGAUGAAGAUCUGUCGAGUUUGGUCAGGGAUGAUGAUGUGGUUCUCUGGCAAAAAAGAAGAUAUAGUAGAGAAACCCCUGUCCCUAUGGAGGAGGGCAGCCUCUUGGAUGCGGAUAUGCUUAUGUCUGAGUUCACCGACACCCUGUUCUCCACGCUGUCUUCACAUCAGUUGGUUUCCUGGCCAAAUCCCAGGGAGAUAGCGCACUUAGGAAAUGCUGACAUGAUUCAACCAGGGCUUAUUCCCCUCCAGCCAAAUUUUGAUUUCAUGGACACUUUUGAGACUUUUCAGGAUUUAUUCACACCUAGUCGUUCCAGUGCUUAUUUCCCUUCUGUGUCUGCUGUCAGUUCAGCUACAACAGACAGCAGCAGUCAUUCUUCUCAGUCUCCUGUCCUGCCAUCGGGUUCACUGCCCAACACACUUCCAUCUGGGAACAUCAGCGAUGGACUGAUUGCUUCCUCAGUACCUUCUCCUGUCAUUCCUGAUGUUGGCACUGACCAGUGUUCCAGCAUUAGAAGUGGGGGAUCUUUCAUCCAGCCAGCAGACUUUGCUCCUGACUCGUCUCUGAGUGGGCCACAGACUUUUUUGCCAGUGUUUCAGACACCUUUGCCACUGCUUCAACCUGCAACACAACAGCACCAGUCCCCGUUGCCAGCAGUGCCUCUGAAUACUAGCUUAAACUCUCCACCAUCUGCUUUUGCAGCACCAGAAACCCAAAAGUUUGGCCUCUGUGAAUCUACGGUUAUCACCCACACAGCUUCUGCAACGCUGACGCACAAUGCCCCUGCCACCACCUUCAGCCAGAGCCAGAACCUCGUCCUGGCAACACAGCAGCCAGGAGCAGGAGUGCCUUGUAACCUGGCUUUCCAGACUACUGUCCUGCAGGGACAGCCUCGACCCCAGCUGCAGUCCCAACUGACGUUUGCACUCCCCAAACCUGUUCCCCUGGCUAGUGCUGGGACAAGGCCCAAACAGUCACAAAAAAUAGCAUCUGCUCCAAAGCCUGAAACAGUGUCCUUAGUGCUAAAGAAUGCCUUCAUCACCCCAGCUGCCUUUCAGGGACAGUCCAGAGCUGUGAUUGUAACUCCCACACCUUUAAAAAGAGAGGGGAUUUUGACGCCUGCCAUGUCUCAGUCUAAUGUUGCAAUUGCACCAGCUGGAAUUGCCAGAGCUCCUGGGGUGGCAGAGUUCCGCAGUAACAUUCUGGUUGGUCCAGCACAGCAAGCGUCAAGUAGUCAACAAAGCCAGUCCACGGUCUCACACCUCUUCUCUACUAAUGUAGUCCAGGAUGUGCUGGUGAAAGGAGAGCAAAUCCCUUCCCACAGUAGCAGUUCACAAGUUCCCUCACCUACACCUAGCCGAGACUGUCAGAAUUCUGGCCAGGCUUCCCCUUGCACCUCAGAGCAGAGCCCCAGUCCACAGUCUCCUCAAAACAGCUGCUCAGGAAAACUUGCCUCUGAUUCUCCAAUGACUGCACUUAAGACUCAAAGAAUGAAGCGUAUUUCAUCAGAACAGAAACGAAGGUUUAAUAUCAGGAUUGGCUGCAGUACCUUGAACACCUUGGUUUCAGCAAACUCCAAGUCGAUCAGCCAUGCAAUCACUCUCCAGAAAACAGUAGAAUAUAUCGCUAAACUACAGCAGGAAAGAACACAGAUGCAAGAGGAAACCAGGCGCCUUCGGGAAGAAAUCGAGGAGCUAAACGCUGCCAUCAUUUCUUGCCAACAGCGACUCCCUGCUACUGGUGUUCCAGUAACACGACAGAGGUUUGACCACAUAAGGAGUAUGUUUGAUGAGUACGUGAGAAAUAAUACCCUUCAGAACUGGAAGUUCUGGAUUUUCAGCAUUAUUAUUAAGCCAUUGUUUGAGUCCUUCAAUGGAAUGGUUUCGACAACAAGCUUUAAAGAUCUGAAUCAAACUGCAAUAGCCUGGUUGGAUCAGCACUGUUCCCUCCCUGUUCUGAGGCCAAUGGUGUUGAGCAGCCUUCGGCAGCUAAGUGUAAGCACCUCAGUUCUGUCAGAUCCAUCACGCCUGCCAGAGCAAGCCACUGAGGCAGUCAGCAGGACAAAUGAAACAGCUGGUGAAACCUAACAACCAAAGACAAGGAGUUACUUGUACAAAGGGUGGAGAACAUGCCAGUCUAGCAGCCUGGUGAGUCUCCUUUCAGUUGGUGCACUUUAGAAAGAAUUCUCUCCAUCAUCAAGAUGUUGUUUGGAGCAUCUGGCUCUGCCUUCAGGAUUUGUUGAAGUAUGGUGCAACGUUGUUUGUAACAUCUUGAUUCCUCUUCAGUGCUGUGCUCUACUCCAUUAAGUGAGAACACCAAGCUCAGGUAAAUAAUAGCAGGAUUCAAUCCUGCAGGCAGCAAUAUAUCUCCAUCAAUGCAGCAUGCAUCUGUAUGCAACGAACAUCUUUCUGGAAAACAGCUUCCAGUGCUAAGUUCUCUUAAAUGUAAAUCUUGUACAUCAAAGAACGUUCCCUCGGAGGGGAAAAGUACUUUUAGUUUUGGUAAACAAAAUAUGCUUUUUAUUUUGUUUUCUGGUGUUCAGUUCCAUUUGUUUUACUUGAAAGGUAAAAAUUAAAAUUGAACAAGAUCACUUUAAAAACCAAAGGAGAAGAAUAAUCUGUCAGUGAUGUCAACUUGUGGAAAAUACUAGAAUUAAAAUCUCAGGCUGUGUUUUGUGUAUUUUAAUUUUAAUGAGUGUACCGUUACAUAUGAUCAGCUUCAAAACAUGCUUUAUUCUCUAGAAAUAAGGUAGUUCAUUUUUAUUAUUUUUCCUGAUACAGCCAUUGCAAUAAAUUGAUGUGCAGUAAGUGCAAGAAAGCAGUUUUAGCUUGCAGAUUCUACAGUCAGGAUAGACACAUGAAUUUCAUAUUCAUUUAAUCUGUUUUCUUGCACUCUGAGGAGUUCAUCUGCCUUCCUCAUAAAAUGUGCACGUGUAAAACACAUCCAUAGAUCAAUGUCAUAGUGCUUCAAAGACAAAACUUCAGUUCUGAGAAUUAAGUAGUUGGCUUUUAUGUUAUCUCAGAAACUGUAGCAAACCAUGCUAGCUUAUAGUCAGUUCUUAGUUUCUUUUGUCUUCUUCGCCUACUCUUUUUGCCUUCUAUUUAAAAAACCUGAAGGACUUAGCCAAGUGUGGUCUGUUUGGGACAGUUACGUUCAAUAUAAAUUUUAAAACUUAUAAAGAUAUACAGUAUUUCUAAUUUUAAACAUAAUAUUUUUCUGUUGGAGACUCUGCAAGUACUGUCCUUUGCUGUAGAUAAGCUGAGUCUUGUUACAGUUGAUAGUCUGUCCAUUCUUAGACAAAACUGGAAUAUUCAUUCUGGCCAGUUGUUCAUAUUUGGCCUGGAACGAUCCUGUGACCCACGUAUUUCCACUUCUUACUUGAUUCUGAUAUUUUGGAACUAUGCAAAGUUUCCCUGGUACUCCUCCAAGUAGUUUUCUGACAAUUUGAAAAACAGGCUGUCUGCAGGUGUUGGGCAGGCUAUCACAGUGCAAACAUGAAGAGUAGCUACAAAAUUUGGAUAUUACACAUUCAGAAAUGGAGUCAGUAAUACUGUGUUGAGCUCAAUCCUUCCGACUUAGUGAGACGAACUUUAAAAAACAGCAGUAGGGCAUCAGCACUAGGCACAGAGAGCACUGGGUUUUUUUCCUUCUUGUCCUGAGUUAUUGAAGCUACUGGCUUUCAUUGCAGAGUUUUCUUACAUGUGAGCAGGACUGUAACAAGAAGAAUACAUCAACAGACCCCAGGGUCUGUUCCCGGAGCAGAGAUACUGUGAGUUGUGGAGUGGGGGAGCUGGAAGGGACUUCCAGGGCUGGUGAUUUAAUAAAACAGUGUAUAAAGACUGUCAUAGCAAUUAGUGAAUAGUUUUUCUAGGGAGGGCCCAUAUCCAGGUCUUUCAUAGAUUUUAUUUUAUCAAAUAAGUAAUAUUAUUUUGGAUGCAUCUGGAUAAAAUAUAUUGGAACUAGAUGAUCUUUAACACAAGCCAUUCAAUGAUUCUAUGAGUUAUUGUAGGAUAAUUUUUUAAUCGAUACUUCAGUUCUCCUAUUUUUAUCACUGUCUGUGAACUUGAUUCCAGUGAAGUCACUUAACACUGUGAUUUGCUGGGGAGUGUGCCUCAAGUUCUUUACUGGGCUAUCUCACUGAUAUGCCUAGAUAUCUACAUGCAUAUUUGCAUAUUAAAAAUAUGUAUCCAGUUUUCUAGAAACACUUCAUUAGACAAAUAGUCCAGGAAUAGAUCCACUUGUGUUUUUGCUAUACUCAGAUGAGCAUGUUCUGAGUGACUCCCUUGCAUUAUUCUCCUGCUUGUCAGGCAGUGAUUGUGCCUGAUUUUUACCGUGUUUUUAACCACAUCUUGGAGUUGUGGUUGCAGUUGUAUCAAUGAUGUCUCAACAAGCAAAGUGUGCAGUGCAGCCAUGCCUCAAAGCCCAGGCAAAUAUGAUGACUUCUAAACUUAGAUCUUACUGAUUGGAAUCUCACUGACUGAAUUGGAAGUCAAAAGGGACCUUAAAGGAGUAGGAAGGGUGGGAAGUAUGAGUGAACUGCUGCAACUUUUACCCAUUAAUGGUUUUGAUGCGGAUGGAAAAAACCAUCACAUUGUACUGAGUUGGUUACAAUUGGAGGGGAAAGUGCUUAUUUUAAUAAUUUCUGGUGGAGAAAAAAAGCUCAUGUCACUUUGAAAAGACCACAAAUCUUAAUGAAGUGUAAAGGGAGAAAAUCAAGUCAGAGAUUGCUUACUUAGGCAAGAGUGUAGGAGGGAGGGAAGGAAUAGUGAAAAGAGAUAGUUUCCACGUAGUGCAAUUACCAGAAAUGAUGUGGUAACUCUUUGAAGCAGUGAUUCAGUGUAUUUUCAUCACCCAGUUGUUGCAAAUCAGAAUUUUUUUCUCUUAUCCGUUAGCUUUGUGAGGGUUGUGAUUUCUCUUCAUAUGGAAACACAGGAGGAUAAAGCUAUCAUAUAUCUCAUCUCUGCACAUAGAAGUUCUGAGGAUUGGUAUGAAAAGGAAUAGACUAUGUAUGUAUUAAUUCUUGCCUAGAUUCCUAAUUGCUUAUAUAUUUAAGCCGCUUAGUCUUUCUGCCUUUCCUGAUUGAGGACUCUAAAUAAUAUAUUUCAGCUUUAACAACAACAACAAAAAAAAAAACAGCACAAAAAGCCAGAACAACUCAGUACCACUUUCUUCUCUGACUUAAGCAGUCUAACUUCCUGUGUCUCACCAAAGUACAUUAAGCGAGCAAAACACACUGUGCCUAUAGUCUACAGAGUUACAGAUGAUGCAUAUCUGUCUUCAGGUGGUUGGUUCUGGACUUACAAAGAAUUCCUGUAUGAGCAAAUAUGACUCAUUCAGUCAAAUCCAACAUAUUUUGCUUAACAGGGGCAUGGCUAGAUAAAAUAUUUCUUGCCUGUGAUACAUGCAAGGUCAAAUUGAGGUUGUCUAGUGGUGCCUUCUGACCUUGAAUUAUUUUAAUUAGUACAUUGUAGAGGGUCCCCUCCCUAUACACAAGUUCUAUAGAACUUGUUAUCUGAUAAACUUAGAAGGAAGUAUAUAAAUCUAUUUACAGGAGGGAUAAGCAGGAAAAGUCCAGGAGCAAACUAUAAGGAAGAAAUUGGUAGUAAAGAUGAAGACAAGUCCUUGCUUCAUCUGGACAGACUAAUCUCUGCACAGAAACUGGAUUCGCAAUUAAUACCAGUUGAUCCAAUUGCUGUAUUUUUCCAUGCUUUUCUAGACCACCAGGAAAGCCUUUCUUCAAGGCAAGCUUACUAGAAUGCUACCACCUGUGCCUUAAUAUCUUGGGGUCCUGUAUUCAUUUGAUGUCUUACAUUCUUACCCCUGAUUUGAUGCUACGUGGAAAAUUUGGUGAAAUGGCAGAACAAGGAUUUCCUUGUUGUUAAGAGAGUGUGUUGUCUGCGUGGCAUUUUGGAGGUUGUGUGCUGAAACUGAGGUUGUUUUCCUAUUUCUCUUCCAAGUUAUAUACCUCCAUUUCAGAGAUCAUUUACUUUUGAAGGCUUUCUUGUAUGGGACCCCAGUACUGUUUCCACAAUAGCUAAGGCCUCAGCUUUCCUUUGGUUUCAUUCUUGGAUGGAUUUCACGUUUAUUUUUGGUGUUAGAGCAGAAGUGGUAGCACCAAGUUGUAGAUUGAUCUGUAAAAUUUGAUUCAAUUGCAAGGAAAUAACACCCAGGUAUAUAAAAGACUUUCUAGCCAUUGUCUGAUUUGCUUUUAUAUCUGAACAUUCCCAACAUGAAUAGAAUUUUGAAUCAAAAUAUAUCAGUUAGGAAUAAUCCUCUUAAUUAACAACACGAUGAACAAAUUGCUUAUUUUCUUCUAAUCUUGUAUUUAAAUGUAUUUAAGUGAAUGGAGUCCAUUCUUGUUCAAAAAAAAAAAGCUUGGAGGUUUGAGGACUUCAGGUUGUACUUUUGCUUUGCCUAGGUUUCCUGUUCUGUUGCAUGACACAACAUCUGUUGUGCUGUUGAUAUGUAGCACUUUUCAGUAGGUCUGUUAUAUUGUGCAAUGCAUUUUUUAUAUUUACGACAAAAACAAUAAAGGUUAUUUUUUGGAAGAAA
Phasianus colchicus (ring-necked pheasant) is the source of this 7257-nucleotide messenger RNA. It is a transcript of the gene MLXIP, whose product is annotated as MLX interacting protein. Gene Ontology annotation, molecular function: protein dimerization activity; DNA-binding transcription factor activity, RNA polymerase II-specific; RNA polymerase II cis-regulatory region sequence-specific DNA binding. The record is from RefSeq and is a predicted model, not a curated record. Gene Ontology annotation, cellular component: nucleus. NCBI's taxonomy places the organism in Eukaryota, Metazoa, Chordata, Aves, Galliformes, Phasianidae. Gene Ontology annotation, biological process: regulation of transcription by RNA polymerase II.